Stegodyphus dumicola is the source of this 1544-nucleotide messenger RNA. RefSeq names its product cell adhesion molecule Dscam1-like. Gene Ontology annotation, cellular component: plasma membrane; axon; neuronal cell body. Gene Ontology annotation, biological process: synapse organization; axon guidance; homophilic cell-cell adhesion. Gene Ontology annotation, molecular function: protein binding; axon guidance receptor activity. The record is from RefSeq and is a predicted model, not a curated record. NCBI's taxonomy places the organism in Eukaryota, Metazoa, Arthropoda, Arachnida, Araneae, Eresidae.
AAUACCUGUUGGAAUUUCGCGAAGAAGGCGAGGAAUGGGAUCAUAUUCACUUACCUGGAGAAAGAAAUUCUUUUUACCUAACUGGCCUAAAAGGAUCCACGAGAUAUGAACUCAGAUUGGCUGCUUACAAUGUUUUUGGCAGAGGCGAAUUCUCCCCAACUAUAGAUUUCACAACAGGUCUUGCUGAAAUAUCUGUGCCGUUUUCAGCAACACAUAGCAACACGCCGUUUUACUUUCGGCCGUACUUUGUUAUUCCAGUAGCAGCAUCUGUUGUUGUCAUUGUCACAACAGUGGUUAUUGCCUGGGUUUGCUACAAAAGAAUGACACUGAGGCAAGACAGAUUACUUGCUGCUUGUCAACCUCUCGACUGUAGGCUGAUGCCUACUCGCGUUCCCCUACAAGGCAGAGAUACUUCGUACUGUGACCCAGUAGCAAGGCCACCCUCUUACACUCCACCUAUGGGUCAAAGACAUCCAGUAGGCAUACCUGAUGAUGACGAUGCAUAUGAUGCGCCAUGGGACAUGGCCAAUCCGGGAGUACCGGGAAAUGCUCAGGCAGGAAGUUACACACGUCUGAAGAGCCAAAUGCCAAAUCCUGGAGGAGCUAUUGUUAUCGCUCACCAAAGUGGAGCCAGUCGUUAAUCCAUUCAAGUUAUAGAUGGAACUUUUUUACAUUUCCCUCGUACCUGAUAGCUUCCAAUUAAUUUGUUGGAGAUUAAAAGCACGAUAAUUCAUGGGAAAAUGAUGAUUAUCUAUUAUAAGCAAAUAAGGCACUGAUAUAUUCUUGCCUAAACAGCAAAAGUUUCUUCCAAGUAGGUAUUAAAUGUUACUCCCCGCCCCCCAAAGGAAAUCAAUUACUUUUUUAAUCAAAUGCUUUAAAUGUGACAUUUACGAAAAGCUAAGCAAUUUCGCUACAGUUCUGAAGCGAACCAAGGGGCAUGGGAUUCGGCUCUACAGCUACAAGGCCAUGAGAAGCUUCAAGUUGCCUUGUUUCUUGAAGGAACUUCUAAUAUUCAUUGAUCAAAAGCUGGGGCCAAACCUGAACAAUAACUAGUUUCAGAAAUGUACAGGGGAAGAUGCCGCCGUAUUACAAAAGCCACCAGCGGCUCCAUUUAAAAUAAUAAACAGAAAGAUAUGAUUAAUUUAGUAUGGUUUCAUACUAAAUUAUUACAUAAUUAAUUCUCUAAAGUUACCAAAAUCAAUUCAGUCUUAGAGACAAAAGAUUAGACACAUUAAAAAGAGUGUGAGGGCAUAAAGGGAAAAUUUAAUAGUUAAACUAUUGCUAAAAUUUAUCAUUUUUUAAAGCCAUAUAUGAUUAAUCUCAAGCUGUCUUUGCUAUCUUCACAGUUUUGCAUUUGUAAAUACAAAUUAUUUAAAGACAUAUAUGAAGUGAUUUGCCUUUUCAAAGCCCAUAUGCAAGUAUAAAUAUGUUGUAUAUUUCAUGUAGUCUCGCUGAUAUUUGUAAAAUUGUUACAUUUUGUGGUACUUGUUAUUAUUACAUUCUGAAUGUAACUGAUCUCUUUUCAUAAAAUUUCUAUACUAAUA